Messenger RNA from Clavispora lusitaniae ATCC 42720, 1305 nucleotides. It is a transcript of the gene CLB4, whose product is annotated as B-type cyclin. NCBI's taxonomy places the organism in Eukaryota, Fungi, Ascomycota, Pichiomycetes, Serinales, Metschnikowiaceae. Gene Ontology annotation, cellular component: spindle pole body; cyclin-dependent protein kinase holoenzyme complex; cytoplasm. Gene Ontology annotation, biological process: regulation of cyclin-dependent protein serine/threonine kinase activity; mitotic cell cycle phase transition. Gene Ontology annotation, molecular function: cyclin-dependent protein serine/threonine kinase regulator activity. The record is from RefSeq and is a predicted model, not a curated record.
AUGUCGCACGAUCUCAGAUCGCAUGUGCGGUCUUCGUCUGAAAACAUCAACCGCCGCUCGCUGGGCCUGCAAAGACGGGUCCUUGGCACGUUAUCAACCAACUUGGCCGCUUCGCGUGUUGCAAAACGCGACGACACACGGCGCCGCCGCGUCGAAGUGAAGGAGGCUGACCAAGAAAACGACAUUGUGGCGUCUGCACCCUUGUCAACCAGCACGCAGCCUCUCUCAGACGAUGUGCUAAUACACAGACACUUUGAUCGCAUUCCCCCUGUGCCCGGUCAGACAGACUCGGAGCCCGCGACACCGCAGAUUUUCUCUGAUGCGUUGAGUGACAAAGUGUCGAACGAAGAAGAAGAGGAGGAAGAAGAAGAUGACGAUGACGACGACAAGAUAGACUAUUCGGGACCACAAGAACCCAAAUGGAACCGCCAAAUUUUCAACGAAUUGCAGCAUGUCAUGAACAAGUAUUCCCGCACCACAUUGGACGAAAACGACGAAGACACAUACGAUGUGACCAUGGUGGCUGAAUACGCGCCCGAGAUCUUCAAUUAUUUGCAUGAGCUAGAACACAGACUUUCACCGUCACCUAAUUACAUGGACAACCAGGAUGAACUAAGAUGGGAAAUGCGUGGCGUGCUUAUCGAUUGGGUGGUGCAAGUGCACCAGCGCUUUAACCUACUUCCAGAAACGCUUUUCCUAACGGUGAACUAUAUUGACCGCUUCCUUAGCCGUCGCCGAGUGUCUUUAUCGCGUUUCCAGCUUGUUGGUGCUGUGGCGUUAUUCAUUGCUGCCAAGUAUGAAGAAAUCAACUGCCCCACCGUCCAAGAAGUGGCCUACAUGGCCGACAAUGCCUAUAAUAUCGAUGACUUUCUCAAAGCUGAGCGGUUUAUGAUCGACGUGCUCGAGUUUGACAUGGGCUGGCCUGGCCCCAUGUCGUUUUUGAGAAGAACAUCCAAGGCCGACGACUACGACUACGAAACACGAACCUUAGCCAAAUACUUUUUGGAAAUCACAAUCAUGGACUCACGCUUUGUCGCCUCGCAGCCAUCGUGGCUUGCAGCAGGCGCACACUAUCUACUGAGGAAAAUUCUCAACAAGGGCUCGUGGACAGAGCUCCACGUGUUCUACUCAGGCUACACUGAGGAACAGUUGAGACCGUUGGCACGCAUAUUCAUGGACAUUUGUCUGCAAGCGGAACAGAAUCACAAGGCGAUUUUUGAAAAAUAUCAAGAACGCCGCUACAGACGGUCGUCGUUGUUUGUACAAGAAUUUCUUCGGGCCAUGCGCCAGUCCACGCGCGAAUAG